Notechis scutatus (mainland tiger snake) is the source of this 1528-nucleotide messenger RNA. RefSeq names its product eukaryotic translation initiation factor 3 subunit E (gene EIF3E). Lineage: Eukaryota; Metazoa; Chordata; Lepidosauria; Squamata; Elapidae. Gene Ontology annotation, cellular component: eukaryotic translation initiation factor 3 complex; cytoplasm. Gene Ontology annotation, molecular function: translation initiation factor activity. The record is from RefSeq and is a predicted model, not a curated record.
UUAGGCGUGUUGGCGGCGGCGUGCGUUGGACCCGCCUUUUCCUCAGCCGCCUGUCCAAGAUGGCGGAAUACGAUCUGACUAACCGGAUCGCGAAUUUCUUGGACCGGCACCUGGUCUUUCCGCUCCUCGAGUUCCUCUCCGUAAAAGGGAUAUACAAUGAAAAGGAACUACUACAAGGAAAACUGGAGCUUCUUGAUGACACCAACAUGGUGGACUUUGCUAUGGAUGUCUACAGAAAUCUUUAUUCUGAUGAUAUUCCCCAGGCCUUACGUGAGAAGAGAAACACAGUAGUUGCACAGCUACAGUUGCUUCAGGAAGAAAUGGAUCCCAUUGUUAAGAUGUUUGAAGACAAAGAAACCACACUUCAAAUGCAGUCCACCAGGGAUGGUCGGGUGCUAUUUGACUACUUAGCUGAGAAGCAUGGAUUUAGGCAAGAAUAUCUAGAUAGCCUUUAUAGAUUCGCAAAAUUCCAGUAUAAAUGUGGUAAUUAUACAGCAGCAUCAGAAUAUCUAUACUUGUUUAGAGUAUUGGUUCCAUCAACAGAUAGAAAUGCUUUGAGCUCACUCUGGGGAAAGCUGGCAUCUGGAAUUCUGAUGCAGGACUGGGAUGCUGCCAUGGAAGACCUUACAAGGUUGAAAGAGACAAUUGAUAAUAGUUCUGUCAGCUCUCCACUCCAGGCUCUUCAGCAGAGAACAUGGCUUAUUCACUGGUCCCUCUUUGUUUUCUUCAACCAUAUUAAAGGCAGAGAUAAUAUCAUUGAUCUCUUCCUCUACCAGCCUCAAUAUAUUAAUGCAAUCCAGACAAUGUGCCCACAUAUUCUUCGAUACCUGACUACAGCUGUGAUAACAAAUAAAGAUGCUAGAAAACGAAGGCAGGUAUUGAAGGACUUAGUCAAGGUUAUUCAGCAGGAAUCUUACACUUACAAGGAUCCAAUUACUGAAUUUGUAGAAUGUUUGUAUGUAAACGUUGACUUUGAUGGAGCUCAAAAAAAGCUGAGAGAAUGUGAAUUGGUUCUUGUGAAUGACUUCUUUUUGGUGGCCUGUCUUGAAGACUUCAUUGAGAAUGCACGACUCUUUGUGUUUGAGACUUUCUGUAGGAUACACCAAUGUAUCAGCAUAAAUAUGUUGGCAGAUAAAUUAAAUAUGACACCUGAAGAAGCUGAGCGAUGGAUUGUGAAUUUAAUCCGAAAUGCAAGGCUAGAUGCCAAAAUAGAUUCAAAAUUGGGUCAUGUGGUUAUGGGGAACAAUGCAGUAUCUCCUUAUCAGCAAGUGAUUGAAAAAACCAAAAGCUUGUCUUUCCGGAGUCAAAUGCUGGCUAUGAAUAUUGAGAAAAAACUAAACCAAGGCAGCAGGGCUGAGGCACCUAACUGGGCUACUCAAGAUUCCAGCUUCUACUGAAAUGUUUCCAAAAGCGCAAAAAAAAAAAAAAAAAGUUCAUUUGAUAAAGAUUUAAAUUAUGUGCUGUUUUGAAAAGGUGAUAAUUAUGUGGACUUUACAGUACAUAUUAAUCAGAAUAAAACUGGCUACUU